Messenger RNA from Myiozetetes cayanensis, 6712 nucleotides. It is a transcript of the gene MCF2, whose product is annotated as MCF.2 cell line derived transforming sequence. The coding region runs from base 197 to 3418 and encodes 1073 amino acids. The record is from RefSeq and is a predicted model, not a curated record. NCBI's taxonomy places the organism in Eukaryota, Metazoa, Chordata, Aves, Passeriformes, Tyrannidae. Gene Ontology annotation, cellular component: cytoplasm. Gene Ontology annotation, biological process: intracellular signal transduction; dendrite development. Gene Ontology annotation, molecular function: guanyl-nucleotide exchange factor activity; protein binding. The transcript has 30 exons.
UGGAAAGAGCCCACACCAGACAGUACCCCAGAUUGAGGGUGAUGCUGCCAUCUGCACAAGAAAUCCUCAUAAAAUUCCUGUUUAUGAAAAUCAACCUGAGCUUGAUUGCUCUUAUGCACAAGAACUUUGCUGUCACUAUGCUUAUUCCAGAGAAACCACAAUACCCUUCUGUGCAAAGGACAUCAGUGAUGAUCUGAUGAAAGAAUUUGCUUUUCUGUCUGGUGGCCGAGGGAAGGACAAGGCUUGGAUUAUCACCCUCCCCGACAACGCUCGCUUCAACGAGGUGCCCGAGGAGAUUGUGUCUAAAGUCUUAACAUACCUAACGUCAAUCCCAAGUCAAUAUGAGUCUGACACCAAAUUUAUUCUAAUCCUGGAUAGAAGAUUGGACACAUGGACAUCAGUCAAAAUGACUCUCCAAAAAAUAGCAGCGUCUUUCCCAGGGAACCUGCACUUAGUGAUGGUUCUUCGUCCCACGGGGUUUUUCCAGCGCACCUUCACUGACAUUGGAUUUCGGUUCAGUCAGGAGGAUUUUCUACUCAAGUUACCGGUUGUUAUGCUGAGCUCGGUGAGCGACCUGCUGACCUACAUUGAUGAGCAGCAAUUGACCCCGGAGUUUGGGGGCACCCUGGAGUACUGCCACAGCGAGUGGGUCAUCUUCAGGACUGCCAUAGAGAGUUUUGCACUAACUGUGAAGGAAAUUGCACAGAUGUUACAGUCCUUUGGCAUGGAGCUGGCAGAGACCGAGCUGCCGGACGACAUGUAUUCCAUCGAGCGCAUCCUGGCCCUGCGCACGGAGAAGUACUACCAGCUCAAGGAAGAUAUUACAGCAGUCACAAAAGAGGGAAACUUGCUUUUGAGCAGUUUUGAAGAGCCUGACUCUGGGGAAUGCAGUCAGGACCAGCACCAUGAGAGGCCUGGAGACUGGGAGACUGUGAAUCGGUUACUUGGUCAGCUGCGUGAGAUGGAGACUGCUUUUGAUGGCUUCUGGGAAAAACACCAGUUAAAAAUGGAACAAUAUUUGCAACUGUGGAAGUUUGAGCAAAGUUUUCAAGAGGUCAAGAAUGCCAUUGAAUUUUUAAUGGGUCAGCAAGCAGAGCUGCCCGACACUGGGGACAGUGUUGCCCAAGUGAAGCAGAGGCUCAAGGACUUGGAUCAUUUCGAUGGUAUGGCUCAGGAUCUGAUAGGGAAGGCUCAGGUGGUGAUACUGCAUGGACACCAGCUAGCAGCAAAUCAUCACUAUGCACUCAACCUCAUCUGCCAGCAAUGCAAUGAGCUGCGGCACCAUUCUGAUGUCUUGUCUGAUGAGAUCAAAAGGAAGCAGAUGCGGCUGCAGAAGACCUUGGAUCUUCAUACCCGCCUUCAGCAGGCUCUGCAGUGCUGUGACGAAGGUGCCUACCUGCUUGCCAACCAGCAAAUGGAUAAGUGCCAGUCUAAAGAAGGCGCUCAGAAAGCUCUCCAGGACAUAGAAAGAUUUCUUGAAAGCUCUUCAGGCUACUUAAACUAUGAUCCCCAAGCCCUACACUACGAUUUUGAGUCAGUCUUAACGUCUGAGUUGAAGUGCCAGAUCCAGUCGGUGCAGGUCAAGCUUGAGAACGUUCGCAGCAUGUUUGAGAAUCGGCAGUCUUGCUUCAAGAAGCUGUUGGAUAAACACGUGCGGCCCGUCCAGCUGGUGGCUCCUCGGCCAGAAAAUCCACCAAGAUCAAAAUCACCGUUAUUUUCUCCUAAACAUGGUGUGGAUUUUAAUUCCAGUUUGAAAUUUUCAUUUGAUCUUUCUCUCCCUGGGAAGAAAACAUCAAGAAAAACUCCGAGUUCUCGCAAGAUCGAAGUAAUGCACGACUAUCAGGAAAAACGGAAUUCCUUGCAAUAUUUUAUUUCAGAUAGUGAUGACAGCUUAGAUAUACUAAAAGGCCAUGUCAUAAAUGAGCUUAUAGAAACUGAGAGAGUGUAUGUAGAGGAACUCUUCACCGUUCUGACGGGCUACAGAGCUGAGAUGGAUAAUCCUGCCAUGUUCAUCCUCCUGCCUCCCGUGCUGAGGAACAGGAAGGACGUCCUCUUUGGAAACAUGUCCGAGAUAUACGACUUCCACAACAAAAUUUUCCUGCACAGUUUGGAAAACUGCCUGGGAGCACCCGAGAGAGUGGGAUGUUGUUUCCUAGACAGGAGAGAGGAUUUCCAGAUGUAUGAAAAGUACUGCCAGAACAAGCCCCGGUCGGAGUCCCUGUGGAGGCAGUGCUCCGAAAGCACCUUCUUCCAGGAAUGCCAAAGAAAAUUAGAACACAAACUUGGGCUGGAUUCCUAUUUACUUAAACCAGUGCAGCGCCUGACAAAAUACCAGUUACUUCUGAAGGAGCUGCUAAAGUACAGCACAAGCUGUGAUGGAGUUCAGGAACUUCAAGAAGCUCUGGUUGCAAUGUUGGAUUUGUUGAAGUCAGUCAACGACUCUAUGCAUCAGAUUUCAAUAACAGGAUAUGAUGGUGACCUGAGCGAACUGGGGAAGGUAUUGAUGCAGGGAUCUUUCAGCGUUUGGACAGGACACCGGAAAGGUCCAACAAAAAUGAAGGAUCUUGCCAGGUUCAAGCCAAUGCAGAGGCAUCUGUUCCUGUAUGAGAAAGCCUUGGUCUUCUGCAAGAAGCGAGAGGAGCAUGGAGAUGGAUAUGACAAAACCUCAUCUUACAGUUUCAAGCAUUUUUUGAAAAUGAAUGCAGUUGGAAUAACUGAGAAUGUGAAAGGAGAUCAUCGGAAAUUUGAGAUCUGGUACAGUGGGCGAGAAGAGGUCUAUGUUGUGCAGGCCCAAACAGUAGAUCUGAAGAUGGCAUGGUUGAAUGAAAUAAGAAAAAUUUUGUUUAAGCAGCAGGAGCUUAUAAAAGUAGAGAAGCAGCAGCCUGGCUCGGGCACGGACCAGAUCCCGCUCUCCUCCCAGCUGAGUGAUGGAAAGCAGCAAAGAGCCUCCGUAAGCUCAGAAGAGAACGACUCAGAGCGCACCAGCCCGGUGAUGUUGGACAGUGGGCUCGUGUCCCCCCAGAACAAGCCCCACCGAAGCUGGCCAGGAAUGUCUCAGUCCCUGGAAAUCUGUGAGGGGCUGGAGGAGUGGUCGGGUAACCAGUACCUCUCCAACUGCUCGGACACCGAAGAGGAGGAUGGCAACCAGCUGUCUCCAGGAAAAUACAAAGCCCUUGCAGACUGCAAGAGGAGAGGAUCAGAGGAUCUGCUGGUGAAAAACGGGGAUGAAAUCCAGCUCGUGCAUGAAGAUGGUGAGGGACAGUGGUUGGUGAAAAACCUAAACAGAAGAAAAGAAGGCUGGAUUCCUGUCCACAGUCUGCAGAUAGUAGUCGGUGACUGCAGAUUUCGGAAUGCCAAAGUUGCAGAUUUCUUUGCAAGAGCACUGGGUAGAAGAUCCAGGAGAAGAGAUGGAGUCUGACCAGGGAUUCCCGUGACUGUUUUGCCUACUCGCUGCUGUAGCCCAAACCCCGUGUGAACCCAGGCAAAAUCUCCUCCUGCUGCAAAAGACACUCUGGCCUGACCCCCAACACUCUAAAGGCAAUACUUCAUCCCUGCAGCCUCACUCCUGCCCUCAUUGCUGCCUGCUGGUUAAUCCACCCUUAGAUAAAUUUUAUAAUAAACAGGUUACCAGCUUUUGGCCGAAGGCUUCUAGUCUCAAAAACCAUACUUCACAUUUUCUAGCUGGAAAUGUACAUAGAAGUAGGUAGGGAAGCAUAACAGAUGACACAAGAAAAUGCCUUAAGAGCAGCCUGUCGCCCUUGCCAUGUAUGCAGCAUCACCACUCCAUGUGUUGCCUCAUCACCAUGCUGUUCACUGGAAAUGGGAGACCAGGGUUUGAGAUGGGAACAGCUCAGGAAACCCACAUAGACUUAGUCCACUUUAAAAAAAAUAAAAAUGGAAAAGAAUACACUAGUUAUGACCAUAUGAAGCAAAUUUUACAAGAAGAUUUCUCUUUAAAUACUUCCUUUUUGUCAAAACCUAUUAUUUUGAUGAACACGAAGGAAGCCUUCUGAAAAGCUUAAAAUUCCAGACAGCUCUUGAUGGUUUUCCAUAUAUUUCAGUAAAAUCCUUCCUAUACAGGAAGGUAUCUUUUUAUCCCCUUUGUUAAAAGGCAGUCAAAUCUCACAGGUUGGAGAUUUUUAUGGACUUUAUGUAAAGGGUAGUUUGCUAACCAGUGUUCAAAUUUUGCUGGCACCCUGUUGUCAAGAUGAAGUUAUGUCUACCUUGAUCUUCUCUGCAUGUACAGCUAUCCCAUCUCACCAUGUUCUGUGCAGGAGGGUUCUCCAGCUGUGAAUGCAACUCAAAAACAGGGUGCUGGCAAACUCUGAACCUUGGUUUGCUUUGUCAGUGGUCAUAUCCCUGAAAGCCUAGAGACUCACAGCUCCAGACUGGUUUACAAAGUUACUGAGUACAAACUAAGGAGAAUUUCACAAGGUGAAAUCACAGAAAGCUCCUCCUGUGAGUCCCACACCACUGCCCAGGUGCUUUACAGUCGUGCCCCAGGGUUUAGUUGCAGCACUGAGGCUCUGUUUUCCCUGUGAAGGUAAUUCUGUUCUCUUUUGCUGUUGCUGAUCAUGCCUGCAGUCUCAAGGCAUGAUUCUAAUUUUACGUGCACUCCAGGCAAUAUUGUGGGAUGAUGUAGGAUGUUUCCAUGCUAUUUCCUGGAGCUAUUCCUAGAGCUUUUCGAUUGCAGAAUGAUGUAGGAUGUUUUCUUGCUAUUUCCUAGAGCUAUUCCUAGAGCUUUUCAGCAACAUGUCCUUAUAGCCAUGAGCAAAUUUCACUCUGACUCCUCAGGAAUGCAGUCUGGAUUGGGCUCUUUUCUGCUUCUUCAGAAGAUGGAGCUCUUGCUCCAGUAUAGCACAGGGAGAAUUAGACAGCCAAGUUUGUAGAGCAAACUAGGGGCAGGAGGGAGCACUGGGACCCUCUUGUUCAGCUGCUUGUGCUGAAAUGCUGUUUUGCAUGUAAGCAGGGUAAACAUGAUUAACAUGUUGUGGGGUCCCCCAGAGCUUAGAGCAUUCUGGAGUCACUUCAGCACUGGGGGAGAGGCAGUCCUGGCCCUUCACGGUGGCAUUGCAUCUGUUUUUGUCCCAGGUGCCCCUAAUAAAUAAAAAUAUAUCUCUAAUCACAGAAUUUCAUAACAGAAUUAAUACAAAUCUGGGUUUGAGAAUGUUUUUUCAGUGCAAAGCCUUUAGCUGAAUAGAUUACAUGGUUCCCUUACCUUCAUGCAUUUUUUUUUCUUAAAUUUAUGCUGUGGCCCUAAAAAAACCUCCCACCACAGGAUGUCUGAAUUUGUGGGUGGCAUCCCUGUCCUUGGCAGGGGGUUGGUACCAGAUGAUCAUUAAGGUCCCUUCCAACCCAAACCAUUCUGUGAAUCUAUAAUUCUGUCAUUUAAGGAGGAAACCUGUUCUACACACCAGACCCUCUCCUAGUUUGCUUUAACACACCACUUGCCAAAUUAUCUCUUCCAAGCCUUAAGGGGAUCCCCUGUGUGUGCUCUUCAUGCCAUAAAGCUGAGCAAAGGUUUCCCCCGCUGGCAGUGCCUGAAGGACCGAGCUUGCAUGUCCUCUGCUCCUGCUGGCCAGGGUGCUGGGGAUCAUCCUCUUUACUGUGGUGAGCUUGAGGCAACCCUUUUGUGGCUCAAAUCUGCCCGACCAGGGUAUUUAUUGUAUGUGGCUGAACUCUUGAGCUCUCGCGGGCUGGCACGAGCAUGUUGGCUGAACUGUGCAAGUUUUGUCUAAGUUCUGUUAAAAAUGCCACUGGUAGUUUGCAGAUGCAGCGCAGCUGUUUGCACUAUCACUCAUGCACUUUAAUGAUUGCAGCCACAGGCUUUUGUAUUUAUGCAGGGUCCAUUAAAGGCAAUGCUGAUUCCUUUCUGGCCUUUAAAACGUAAAGUAGGGUCUCCUCCCACGACCUGAGAUCCCAACCAGCUUCACUGAACAGAUAUUUAGUAACACCAUAGAAAACCAUUUUGAGCCUGAGAAAAUAAGGAGUCUAUAGGAGAUAUCAGCUGGCCUUGCUGUGAUAAUGAAGUGAUAGAUGAUGGAAAUGAGUCAAACCCUGUGGUCCUGCCUUAGUCAAGGCUCUCACUGAAGCCAGUGGGAGUUCAGCUUUUAGGGAGAACUGCAGGAGUUCACUUAUUUUUUUUAUAUUAUACAAAUGUUACAUGAUUACAGGGAACAAUGUAUUUCUUGGAAUCAGAUGCUUUAAUAUUAACAUCAUUCUCCAUUACUUUAUAGAUGCUGGCCUGUGUAACACGAGAAAGUUUAGUUCCCCUUGAAUUAAGGGUGAACUAGUAGCAUCCUAUUUUCGAUGCUCUUUGGAAGCUUUCAACUAAGUGUUACAGAGAAAUAGCACAAUAGUUGGAGUUGUCCUGUACUAUUCAUCACAUUCACAGACCUCCACAGCUUCAUCUGCACUGAACAGGACUGGGGUCCUAAGCAGCUUCUCAUACUCAUAAAGGAAGCCAUUCUCUGCUCUUUCUUUUUUUUCACCUGUGGAAAGUACGGUAUUUUAUUAAUUUUACCUGCUGCUUUUCCAUGACAUCCAUCAUGUUUCAUCAGAGAAGUACACUACAGUUUCCUGACACUUUGUUUAGAUGCUUGAAACUUCCUCUACAGGUUAAAGUAGGCUUUGCCUACUCGUUAGCUGACAACUGUUGAAGCUGCAAAUAAAAGAGUUGAGUUUUGGUAAACCAAAAAAAAAAAAAAACAAA